Durusdinium trenchii is the source of this 480-nucleotide messenger RNA. Lineage: Eukaryota; Dinophyceae; Suessiales; Symbiodiniaceae. The record is from the annotation of a GenBank genome assembly.
AUGUUCUAUGAUGCCCCGCGGACGCUUCCGGGCACCGGACGCACCGUGGAGCUGAACCCCGAGCUGUACUCCACCACUGUCACUGGCCCGAAGUAUUGCCAAAAGGCCCUAGAGAAGGCGGAAGCAGUCUUGGAUGAGCUGGAAGUGGAGGAAAGCGGCCCACACCAUUCACCCAAGCAAAGACCUGGCUCAGGAAAGUAUUCAGCUGUAGAGCUUGAAAAGGGGAGCGUCAAGGAAGUCCUGAAGGAUGUCAAACUGGCGACGAAAACAGCCAUGGUGGACAGAGGAAAGCCAGAACCACUUCCAGGUGUGAAUGGGUCCACUUGCGCGAGCUAUCCGGCGUGUGUCGCAGCUGGGAUGUCACAAGGGAAUUGCUGCCCCAAUUUGAACCAUAUUGCCCUCGACUGCUGCGAUGGCUUCCCCAAGGCGGUUUGGCAGGACGAUGAACAAUUCUCAUCCUCGGCGCUUGUGAUGCACUAA